Molecule: messenger RNA, 2226 nt
Organism: Sciurus carolinensis (gray squirrel)
Lineage: Eukaryota; Metazoa; Chordata; Mammalia; Rodentia; Sciuridae
Gene: Lrwd1
Product: leucine rich repeats and WD repeat domain containing 1
Exons: 15
Coding region: 153-2108 (651 amino acids)
Biological process (GO): chromatin organization; establishment of protein localization to chromatin
Cellular component (GO): nuclear origin of replication recognition complex
Molecular function (GO): chromatin binding; protein binding
Source: RefSeq, a predicted model, not a curated record
UCCGCUUCCUUCCGGUCUCCGCUGCCGCGGUGCUCGCGCCGCGCCACCUCCUGGGCUCGGCAACGGCGAGCACCAGUACCCGACGGCGGGCAGUCCGGGCUCUGCCGGACGCCGGGCGACCCAGCGGGCCAGCGCGGACGCGCCUGCUCGCCAUGGGCCCCCUUACGGCGCGGCUGCUCAUGCAGCGCGGGCGACCCAAGAGCGACCGGUUGGGGAAGAUCCGGAGCCUGGACCUGUCAGGGCUGAAGCUGCUCUCUCAGCACCUGGACCCGAAGCUCCUGAGCCGCCUGAAGCAGCUGCAGGAGCUCGACCUCUCCAACAACCAGCUGGAGACGCUGCCGGCCAACCUGGGCCUGUCCCACCUGCGCAUCCUCCGCUGUGCCAACAACCAGCUGGGGGAUGUCACUGCCUUGUGCCAGUUCCCGCAGCUCGAGGAGCUUAGCCUGGAGGGCAACCCCUUCCUGACGGUCAGUGACAACCUCAAAGUCUCCUUUCUCCUGCCCAAGCUACGUAAGGUCAAUGGCAAGGAUGCGUCUUCGACCUGCACUCAGGUGGAGAACCUGAACCGGGAACUGACCCACAGGGUCACAGCUCACUGGGAGAAGUUCAUGGCUGCACUGGGCCCUGGAGAGGAGGCUGAGAAAGCCCAGGCAGACUUCGUGAGGUCCGCCGUCAGGGAUGUGCGCUAUGGACCCGAAUCCCUCCGCGAGUUCACCCAGUGGCGAGUGCGGAUGAUCUCUGAGGAGUUGGUAGCCUCCGGUAGGACCCAGGUGCAUGAGGCAGACUUCCCAAAGACGCCCCUGGAAACCACAGCUACCUACAAGCCCAGGGCCAGGCUGGUGGCCUUGAAACGGCCGGAUGAGGUCCCACCCAACCUCCCCUCAACCAAGCGGGCUUGUACCUCCCCGUCCCCGUCGGCGCAGAUGGAGGACGGCCCCGCGGGUCCUGCGGGCGGCCAGCCUGCCCUGCAGCUGGAGCCCCUGCACUUCCUGCAGUGCCACAGCAGGAACAACAGCCCCCAGGACCUGAAGACCCAGCUGUGGGCCUGUGCCUUCGAGCCAGCCUGGGAGGAGGGGCACUCGGGGGCCACCUCCCAGACUGUGGCCACCUGUGGCGGGGAGGCGGUUUGCGUGAUAGACUGCCAGACGGGCAUCGUGCUCCACAAGUACAAGGCGCCUGGUGAGGAGUUCUUCUCAGUGGCCUGGACAGCCCUGAUGGUGGUCACACAGGCAGGCCACAAGAAGCGCUGGAGCGUGCUGGCGGCUGCAGGCCUGCGGGGCCUGGUCCGGCUGCUGCACGUGCGGGCGGGUUUCUGCUGUGGAGUCAUCCGGGCACACAAGAAGGCCAUCGCCACCCUCUGCUUCAGUCCCACCCACGAGACCCACCUGUUCACGGCCUCCUAUGACAAGCGGAUCAUCCUCUGGGACAUUGGGGUGCCCAACCAUGACUAUGAGUUCCAGGCCAGCCAGCUGCUCACACUGGACUCCGCCUCCAUCCCCCUGCGCCUCUGCCCCGUCGCCUCCUGCCCGGAUGCCUACCUGCUGGCUGGCUGUGAGGGCGGCUGCUGCUGCUGGGACGUGCGGCUGGACCAGCCCCAAAAGAGGAGGGCAUGCGAGGUUGAGUUUGUCUUUGCCACCGGCUCCGAGGCAUCUGGGCGGAGAGUGGACGGGCUGGCAUUUGUGAAUGAGGACGUUGUGGCCUCCAAGGGAAGUGGCCUGGGCACCAUCUGCCUGUGGAGCUGGAGCCAGACGUGGCUGGGCCGGGGCAGCCAGUCCCCACUGGCUGUGGUGGUCCUGGCCCGGCUGCAGUGGUCAUCCACGGAGCUGGCCUACUUCUCGCUCAGCACCUGCCCCGACAAGGGGAUCGUGCUCUGUGGGGACGAGGAGGGCAGCGUGUGGAUCUACGAUGUCAGGCACAUCCUGAAGCAGCCACCUCCACAGCUGGCAGCCCCACAGGCCCCGGUGCAGAUCCUUAAGUGGCCUCAGCCCUUGGCGCUUGGCCAGCCGGUGACCAAGACCAUGGUGAACACUGUGGUGGCCAAUGCUGCCUUGACCUACCUCACCGCUCUGACGGACUCCAACAUCGUAGCCAUCUGGAGGAGAUGUUAGCGAGGCAGGAGCUCCUGCCUCUGCCACAGAGCACCGGGGACACAGCUUAACUUAUUUAGCUCCGGGCUAAGGUGGGUGUUUUUAUCAGUGGUGUUUUUAUUAAAUCCUCUAUUACGGA